UGGCGUUUUCCUGAAGCCGUCUCAAAAGAAAAAGAAGCAUUCACCCGCUGUGCGCACGCGAUGCAUCGCGCACGCACGACAGUAGACAUAAAACAAAAGGAAAAAGAAGACAGAAAAUCGAGCGCGAGCACGGACCGCAAAUCGAACAUUGCUGUCGAAGGACGAAAUGGCCAACUCGUCGUGCUGGGGGCUUCUUUUGCUGGCGGGCGCGCUGUGCGUCCUGGUCGUCGACGUCCAGGGCCAGGUCCACUACCGCUACGUCACGUGCGGCUCUCUGGUCAAGUUGCUGAAUCGUCGCUGGGACGUGCGGCUGCAUUCGCACGAGGUCCGCUACUCGGGCGGCAGCGGCCAGCAGUCGGUCACGGCCACCGAAAAGCCAGACGACAUCAACAGCCACUGGAUGGUGAAGGGCCAGUCGGUCACGAGCUGCUCGCGCGGUGAGCCCAUCAAGUGCGGCGAAAUCGUCCGGCUCGAGCACCUGAAGACCAGAAGGAACCUGCACAGCCACCACUUCCCGUCACCGCUGUCCAGCAAGCAGGAGAUCAGCGCGCACGGCGAGAACGGGCAGGGCAACUCGGGAGACUUCUGGAGGGUCGUCUGCAAGACGGGCUACUGGGAACGCGACGGCGACGUCAGGCUCAAGCACGCAGACACCGAGGCCUGGCUUUCGGUCUCGGGCAAGUCCUACGGCCAGCAGUUGGGUGGUCAGCUGGAGGUGUGCGGAGAGCUGGCACCCUACGACGAGUCGUGCGUCUGGAGGACGGCCGAAGGAGUGUUCAUGAAGCCGAGCGAAGGAAGUUUGCACAUCGUCAAGCACACGGAACUUUGAAGAGUGUCGAGCCACAGCUGCCCCCGUGGUUUUCUUGCGGAAAAGCAGAACCAGUAUUAAAGCUGAUUUUGUGUAAAGUGUA
Molecule: messenger RNA, 911 nt
Organism: Dermacentor andersoni
Lineage: Eukaryota; Metazoa; Arthropoda; Arachnida; Ixodida; Ixodidae
Source: RefSeq, a predicted model, not a curated record